AUGUCUGUUCUGUCGACUCAUACAUUCCCAGAAGACGUUCAGGAGUUGCUUGAUGUUCCCGCUGGUCGUCGCGUUCCAGAUCCAGCUGAUGAUCAUGUUCUAACCAAGUACAAUCAGCAGAUUAACCUUAUUAAGGUGGCUGCUAAUGUUCUUCCAGAAUUUUGGGAGAAGAUAACUGUCAAUCGGAAAGCUGGUAUCCCGAUCACCAGUGCUGUUAUGAUGUUUCGUUUGGCAAUGGACACACUCUCUCGUCACUACUUGGACUUCUUCCGUGAGUCAUCAUUCAAAGUGGACAAUCGAGUACAGGAGCGAAAAGAUACUGCGAAACUUGGAUUCUUUGCUCUUCGAAAUUUGAGAAGUGCAGUUGACAAUCUGAGCAAUGUCCAAAGUUUGGUGGAGUGCGAGGAACAAAUCAAAUUAGUCAUAAGAAUGGCAGAUGAGCUUCAUGGGCAAAUCUGUGAGACGUAUGAAGUUGCAUCCAAGGAUUAA
Molecule: messenger RNA, 489 nt
Organism: Caenorhabditis briggsae
Lineage: Eukaryota; Metazoa; Nematoda; Chromadorea; Rhabditida; Rhabditidae
Exons: 3
Coding region: 1-489 (162 amino acids)
Source: RefSeq, a predicted model, not a curated record